This is a messenger RNA of Encephalitozoon cuniculi GB-M1, 1005 nucleotides long. RefSeq lists its product as uncharacterized. The record is from RefSeq and is marked provisional. Bases 1 to 1005 code for a protein of 334 amino acids. NCBI's taxonomy places the organism in Eukaryota, Fungi, Microsporidia, Unikaryonidae. The transcript has a single exon.
AUGGGCGAGGACUGUAAUAAACAGAAGGUGUACUUAACCGACAUAAGCAGGGAGCCGAAUGCCGGAGGAAGGAAACAGGCUCGGAUAGAGCUCCGUGCCCUUAAGGAUGCAUAUGCACUGAAGAUCGAGCCAGACAUGAUGCCAAAGGAAGAAAGUACUGUUCCCGACACAAAGCUGUUUCGAGUAACUGCCUACUGCACGGCCGAUGGAUACGACCUCAAGAACUUAUACAAGUACUUGAAGAAGAACUCCCUGUGCAACAAGGUCUCGAUGUACUUUGGAGAAUGCCUAUACACGCUGAUGAACUUCAAGGGCAGCGAGGAGAGACACGACUGCUUUUUCUACGAGUAUGGGGUUGUGGUGUGCUGGGGGAUGUCUGAGGCACAGGAGUCGAUGAUAGUCAAGCUUGUCGAGAAGUAUGAGGAGAAUGCACACCAGCCGUCUGAGGUUGAGAUUGAGUCCUUCAAGUACGGGAUAACCGGCAAUCCCUUUAUCAUCAACGAUGUCAUAUAUCUGAACUCCGAAAACCACUUUACAAAGAUGGUGAUUUCGAUUGCAAUAGCCCAGAGUGUGAAGCUGGACUAUUUCGAGAAUCUUGUGGACAACACCAUCGAUGCAGUAAAGGAGUUUCCCGAGGAGGUCGAGAGGGAGGGGAAGGUCAGCAAGAACAAGAGGGAAAUCCUGAAGAUGAUAGGGAAGCUGCACAGGCUGAGAUUCAACCUCAACCUUGGGUCCAAUAUUCUUGACGAGCCGGAGUUUGUGUGGGACUAUCCCGCAUUUUCGUCUCUCUAUGAAACAUGCAAGAGAUAUCUCGACAUCAAGCCUCGGGCCGAGCUGCUGAAUAGGAGAUGUGAUGUGAUCAACGGAAUAUUGGAGAUUCUCAACGAAAACACUAACAGAAGCAGUAUUGAGAAGUUUGAGGUUGUUCUGAUUGUCAUAAUACUGAGCAAUGUUGUCUUGAUAAUAUCGCAGAUGAUAGAAAUGUAUAUCAGGCUUAGGCCAUGA